This is a messenger RNA of Corylus avellana, 859 nucleotides long. The record is from RefSeq and is a predicted model, not a curated record. NCBI's taxonomy places the organism in Eukaryota, Viridiplantae, Streptophyta, Magnoliopsida, Fagales, Betulaceae.
GAUCCACUACGGCCAUUAGUUUUAGGUGGUGAUCACUCAAUAUCUUUUCCUGUUAUCAGAGCUGUCUGUGAGAAGCUCGGGGGUCCUGUAGAUAUUCUUCAUCUCGAUGCCCAUCCAGAUAUCUAUGAUGCCUUUGAAGGAAACAAGUAUUCACAUGCUUCUUCUUUUGCCCGAAUUAUGGAGGGUGGUUAUGCUAGGCGGCUUUUGCAGGUCGGCAUUAGAUCGAUAAAUGCUGAAGGGCGUGAGCAAGGCAAAAGAUUUGGAGUGGAACAAUUUGAAAUGCGAACCUUUUCAAGAGAUCGACAGUUUCUGGAAAACCUGAAACUAGGAGACGGUGUCAAGGGUGUAUACAUCUCUAUAGAUUUGGAUAGUCUUGAUCCUGCAUUUGCUCCUGGAGUGUCUCACAUUGAGCCAGGGGGUCUCUCUUUCCGUGAUGCUCUCAACAUCAUCCACAAUCUGCAAGGUAAUGUUGUUGCUGGGGAUGUGGUUGAAUUCAACCCACAGCGUGACACUGUUGAUGGUAUGACUGCAAUGGUAGCUGCCAAGUUGGUGAGAGAACUGUCUGCCAAGAUAUCAAAAUGAUAAUUCCUGCGACUUCCGAUCAAGAAUUUCAAAUAUUAUCAUUCCUUGAUGCACCUGCAAUUUCAGCGCCUCCAGCACUCCGCAGAUUAGAUCAUCCUUCGAUUUCAAAAGAAGGAUUUGAAGGGACUUAAAAACAUCACUACCUUAGUUUAGUUGCUGAGAAAACUUUUUAAGCUUGUCUAUUUUUCUGGGUUUACAUAACUUGCCUUGCAGGUGGGACAUUGUUGUACCUCACCUCCUGUAAAAAGGAGAAAUAAGCAAUAAGUUCAUUGUUGUU